GCUAGCUAAUUCUUCCAAUAAUGAUUUAUAUAAAAACAUUAGAUCGAAUGAAUCUACUUCUUUAAGUAAUGUAAAUGAAACUGGCUCUUUUAUAAGCAGUAAUUUACCUGAUAGCACUAAUUUAAAUCCAUACUAG
Dentiscutata erythropus is the source of this 136-nucleotide messenger RNA. The record is from the annotation of a GenBank genome assembly. NCBI's taxonomy places the organism in Eukaryota, Fungi, Glomeromycota, Glomeromycetes, Diversisporales, Gigasporaceae.